GACAACAGCCCCGUUACGAAUUUUCUUGACUUUUCUCCUUCCCUUCCUUUUUUCCCUUUCCUCGCAUCUUGCAUCUGCUACACCGCUGCUGGAUCAGCACGAUUCCCUUUGUCCAGUCUUUCUGAUCAUGCUGUCCUCGUAGAUCUUCAUUCUCUCUGUACCACUAUGUUUCUAAGCCUCGCAAAAUGGCUGUGCAUGAUAUCGCCUACCUUCACUGUCGCUACGCCGCAAAGGACACUCUCCGAAGACCCAUCACAGCAGAUCCCGCUCCCGGAAGAAUUUCAGACUCACAUCCCCGACUGUGCACAGCCAUGUCUACGUACAUUGUUGUCCGCAGAGUUCCCUCUCGCCUGUACCCUUCCCUCUAACCUUAAUUGUCUGUGCUCUACCUAUAGCCUGGAUGGUCACUCUCUCGGGGAGGUGGCUCUUGGCUGUCUGUAUACUUCCUGCUCUUCGGUCGGCCGGGAAGCCGAUGAAGCAUAUAACAUCUGCCUGGGCCAACCAGAUGCUGUUACCCCGACCUUGACGGCUUUGACAGUUGUGGCUACAACUUCGUCAGAGCCACCGACCAUGACCACCACGAGCGAGAUUGUCGUCACCAGUUCGCCAACUACCACACUCAAUACCAUACUGUCUGCGGUUCCUACCGAAACCGUCCAUGCUGAUUCUAUCCCAUCGAUUGCGUCUUCCACAUUGACCUCCUUGGCUUCCCCUUCAGCUACCCAAUCCUCAAUAGCAAGUACUGCAGAUGAGCCUCGCACAAUGAAACCCGCACAGAUUGCGGGUCUAUCGAUCGCGGCAGCUGCAGCCUUCAUCAUAGCCAUCGGUUUAAUAGUGCUGAGUAUUUUUCUGAGGAGGAGAAGGGAAAAGAAAAGAAUGGGAGAAGUUGAUAUUGAUGAAAAACGACACUCUCACUAUCGACAUUCCUUCGACCGAAACAGGCCGUUACCAGAGCUGCCCACCGCCUGCUCCCCAACGUCGCCCUGUUCUUCCCUUCGAGCGGCAGAUGAGCGUGCAGUGAGGCCUGCAGCGAGAAAUUGGAACAUGAGCACACGUCCUCAUCAAUCUAGUCAUCGUACCGCUUCAUCGACACACCAGAAUGCUAUACCAUCAAAGAAUCUCAAAAGGGUUUCCCAGUCACCGCGCCAAGGCCCUCUAUAUCCAAAAGCAAGGCCCGGCCCUUCUCUUCCACCCAAUCAGAUCGGUAUGGCGAUAAGUGCGGGGAUGCCAGGGGAUCCUGUUGGAAGAGGAGGAUUUGCGCAGCCUGGUCAAAGAGAUGACAGGAGACGAAAAUCCACCCGCAUGCCCGGCACAUCCCAGCGCCCAGAUAGUACGAUAACCCAGUGCACUGUAUUUGAGGAGGACGACGUGUCUAGUGUUGCCGAAUCUCGAGCAUCGUCAGCGUUGUUGCCCGCCUUCCCAAUACCCCCAAUUCGCAGCUUCCAGCCACCAAGACCUCCACCACCAAAAUUCACUCUCGAACGACCUGUUGAUGUACCAGCGUGCAAGCACCCGAUCAGAAAACACCCCGGAAUAGCACUGGAAGUUGCGACUCAACCGUCAACGGUGCCGUCCGUGGAAAUCAAUGUACCGGAACCCCUGGGCACGGCAUCACCGAAAAUCGUAUCUUCUAGAGGAGUCGAUGCUGACUCUUCCAGCGGCGAUAUCCCGGAUUACUAUUUUACCUCUGAUAAAUCGGUUAAGGGAACCCCCAAAGCCAGUCCAGGCGUAGUAGCAAAACCCUCCGAUAUCAGACUCAAAUUUUCAUCAAGCAAUGCCUCGAGGGUAUCAUCAAGGACAUCCACGAACAGAUGCGACUCGUUCUCUUCUCGCUCCUCGUUUGAGAGCGUAGAUGUGGAUGAUCCCACACCGGGGAGUGAAGACGAUGGUAAGCUCUCACCAGUUGCCGAAUCUCCAAUCUCCAACCUCCGGUAUCCCAAAGUCCCCCGCGCGUCCAAUCAGUUGGUGCCUCGAAGUCCCCCCAUAACUCCCAAUAGCCAGUCGAGUCGCAAUAGCCUGCGUUUGGCAACGGAGCCAUCCUCGCUGCUAGUCAAAAGGCUUGGUGAACAAGGGGCUCUGCAGCUUGGAGGUCCGCUGCAAACCGGUAGCCCUACGAGACCAAACGCAAAGUUUCGCAUGCGUCGCAAUAGCAUGGAAAAAUGGAGUCCUGGUUCAGUGAGCGAGCGUGGGAUUCGUACACAAAGUGGUGGUGUAUGGCCACCAAAAAGCCCGGCCAUGUAUGAACCGAGUGUCAUACGACCGCUGAGCAUCCGCCCCAAACAGACGAUUCUCCAAACCCCCCAGGAAACAAUGAACGCGUUAAAAAGCCCGGCAUGGGUGACCGAUCUGACACCAACACGCCAGGGGGAAGAUCUUCUAAUAUCCGUUACUUAUUCCAAACCCAAGCGCUGA
Molecule: messenger RNA, 2412 nt
Organism: Periconia digitata
Lineage: Eukaryota; Fungi; Ascomycota; Dothideomycetes; Pleosporales; Periconiaceae
Source: the annotation of a GenBank genome assembly